Ornithodoros turicata is the source of this 757-nucleotide messenger RNA. Its product is annotated as cytochrome P450 3A2-like. The annotation marks the transcript as partial. Lineage: Eukaryota; Metazoa; Arthropoda; Arachnida; Ixodida; Argasidae. Gene Ontology annotation, molecular function: oxidoreductase activity, acting on paired donors, with incorporation or reduction of molecular oxygen; monooxygenase activity; heme binding. The transcript has 4 exons. The record is from RefSeq and is a predicted model, not a curated record.
GUUGCCAUCGCAGGACACCACCGCCGUUCUUUCGCCGUAACGUGUUAUAAUCUUCAUUCUUACAUCCUUAUCGGCGCCCUUGGUAGCUCUGUCAGUGUGCUGAGGAAGACGGAGGCUAACUUGGUUAUCGCGGUGACGAUUGAGCGCUCGGCAACCGAGCCAUAUAAAAUUGAUGGUACGAAUAUCGUCGUUCCUGAGGAAGGCGUCGUGGCCAUACCAGUCUAUGCCAUGCACCACGAUGCCCAGUAUUUCCCUGAGCCAGAGAAGUUCGAUCCUGAAAGAUUCAGCGACGAGAACCUAUCAUCUAUCCGCCCUUACACGUAUCUACCAUUCGGUGCGGGCCCGAGGAACUGCGUUGGUAUGAGGUUCGCCCUGCACGCUGUCAAACUAUGUCUUAUGAAUGCCAUCCACUGCGCCAGAUUUGUCCGAACGCCAGAAACUCAGGUUCCACUGAGUUUCUACCAGGGAUUUGGGGUACUGAAUGCCAAAGACAUAGCUAUUGGAGUUCGUCCACUCGACUCUCCACCGAACUGAGGUCGUGGUCCUUGAGGCGACAGAUUUGCUUGCGUUCAUUUCAGCUUCAGCAUUCCUGAACCGCAAGGCGCAAUAUGGGAGUCUCUACACGACCUCCUGCUGGAGCACCCACCUGAACCGCGUGACGGCAUCUGUAUUUCACACAACUCCUAAAGACCUUGGGGUCUUAUACAUAUAUAAGGGUCACCGUCAAUUCAAUAAUAAAAAAAAUAUCAUGCAUGUA